This is a messenger RNA of Oncorhynchus masou masou (cherry salmon), 11405 nucleotides long. RefSeq lists its product as uncharacterized. Gene Ontology annotation, molecular function: protein binding. Gene Ontology annotation, cellular component: cytoplasmic vesicle. The record is from RefSeq and is a predicted model, not a curated record. Lineage: Eukaryota; Metazoa; Chordata; Actinopteri; Salmoniformes; Salmonidae.
AACCCUUAGAGGCUGUUCUUUGGUCGGACGGGGUUGCGCGCUCGCAUCCGUUUACCGAGAACGGGAUCAAGCAUCUCCAUCUUCUCCUCAACGAAGCCGAUGGAUCUUUGGAGUCAAGCCAAGAUGUGACCGUCACGUUUUGGAUCUCUCCGUCCUUUAGAUAGAAAACAGAACCCCUGUUUCUAUAGAAACAUAAAUAAUUGACAAUUAGAAAACUAUUAUUCCUAAAAUGCACUCCUCUAGCCGGACCUUCGCUCCGCCCUUGAGGCCUCGUCGCAUCGACACGAGCAGGCGGACCACCACCGCAGCGGAACCAAAGCCACACGGCCCUGUUUCCCAGAGGGAAGACAAAAACAUGAACACCAUUUCCUCUUCCUCUCCUCGGCGCGCCACCAAAGCGACCCCUGAGUCUUCCAGGACCAGGGUGGGGGUCCAGCCUCGUGCCCCCUUGGGUCAGUCCAGAUUGGGCUUACAGAGAAACACAGCUCCCCUCUCUACGACCAAACCCAAAAGUGUCCGUGCAGCAGCUGUGUCGAAACGCGCCCCUCUUCCUCCUCCUCUUCCUCAUCUGGACCCCAACUGUAAUGAACCCAGCCUGCCUUGUCUGUGCUGCGACGGCCAUUCCCCCCAGGACAAUAACAGUCUGUUCAACCACAACCACAACAACAACAAUACCAUCUCCAUCAGACAGCAGCUGAAGCUUCAGCCCCCUCCACCACCUCCCCUGCUACCCCAGAGACAGGAGGGGACAGGGGGCAAGACCAAGACACAGGCCAGCCCCUCUCAGCCCCCUCCACCACCUCCCCUGCUACCCCAGAGACAGGAGGGGACAGGGGGCAAGACCAAGACACAGGCCAGCCCCUCUCAGCCCCCUCCACCACCUCCCCUGCUACCCCAGAGACAGGAGGGGACAGGGGGCAAGACCAAGACACAGGCCAGCCCCUCUCAGCCCCCUCCACCACCUCCCCUGCUACCCCAGAGACAGGAGGGGACAGGGGGCAAGACCAAGACACAGGCCAGCCCCUCUCAGCCCCCUCCACCACCUCCCCUGCUACCCCAGAGACAGGAGGGGACAGGGGGCAAGACCAAGACACAGGCCAGCCCCUCUCAGCCCCAGCCUCAGGUCCCGGCCCCAACCUGCCCCCCUAAUGCCCUGGAACUGGAGAAAGGAAAAAUAGAUGAGGAGAAUGCAGAUGUUAACAAGAACACAGAUGUGGGCAUAGACAACAAGAAAGAAACGGAGGAAGAAGAGGAAAACAGUGUUGAAGUUGAUGAUGAGGAGGAGGGAGAUGAUGAUGAUGACACGUUGGUCCCAUCGUGCUGCGACUGCCCUCCCUCUCUCCUGGAUCUCUCCCUGACCUCCUCCACCUCCUCCACUUCCAUCAGCUCCUGCUCCGAUCUGGAGUCAGACUGCGCCGAUCUGUCCACCUCUCUCUCGUCCUCUGGCCACAAGUGGAACGCUGAUCUGUCAAUCUCUCAGGACCACACUCACAUUCAUGUUCCUGAACACUACCCAGCCUCCCGUUCACCCCCUGUCCUGCUCCUCAACCCCAAACUCCCCUCUGUCUCUCGUUGCCCUUCCUCCCCCCCACCCGCUUGCUCCCCAGACGAGGGCUACCCCUCCGCCCCCGCCUCCCCCGACUACCUGGGGGUCAAAGGUCAGACAGGCUUAGGGUCAGAGGUCACCAAACUAGGCCUCCUGGACUUCCUGGAGUCAGUGGGAGACUUUGGAAAGAUGGAGCGCUUUAGCCAGGUGAUUCAGGUGGUUCGCUGGGACCUGGAGGGGGAUCCUCAGGGGGAUCUACUGAGGGAUCGACUGGAUCACUUGGACCGACUGGAGAGUGUCAACAGGCAGGUGAAGCUGGCCCACUUCACCAGGCUCCAUGAGAAGGGACUGGAUCUAGGCGAUCUGGGUAAGGAGGAUCUCUCUGAUGUUCUGGAUGAGAUGGGGAACGUGGAUAUGUCUUGGAAGCUGUAUAAGGGCCGGGGAAGGUCUUUGGGAGAUUCCCAGGAGUUCUCUGAUGCUGGAGUGGACCUGACAGCACCUUCAGACUGUGACGAGCCCCUGGUCUCACAAUCAGAGACCUCUUCGCCCAUAGAGCUCCCACCGAGACCCCCCAAACCUCCUGCCCGCUAUGCCAGUGUGAACUCUGAACUCCACACCUACAUCAACAUCAGCCGUGACAUCACCCCCUCCGUCUCUGUCUGCACCUCUCCAUCCUCAUCCCCCACUUUCUACACCUUCAGGUGUGAGAAGGCCCUCCCUCCUUCCCCACGCUCCGUCCCCCCUCCUCUUCUCUGUCAGCCCAUCCCUUACUUUACUCUCUACAAAUCUUCCCCUCUCCCAUUCUCCCUCCCCUCCUCCACUCCCCCCAUCCCUCCCCCUCGGAGGAAGCACCUAGCCCGUAAGGAGGCUCAGCGUCUCGCCACCCUCCAAGCAGGAUGCGGGAAGACCCCCCUGUCCCUCUCCCCUCCCACCUCUCGCCUCCCUCCUUUCCCCCCUGCCCCCACCAUUUCCAUCUCCAACUCCACCACCCCCCCUGCCAUCCCUCCCCCGCCCUCUCUCCCCCCUCCUCCCUCUUUCCAUGCGUUGGAUGAUGAGAUCCGUAAGCUACUAGUGCUAGCAGGACUGACCCAGGCUGAGCUCCUCAAACUCAGCCCAGAGCUGGGGGUUUGUGUGGGGGGACUGGAGGAGGAGGUAGAGGGGGAGACCCACCACACCUCCAGGCCUGGACAGACACAAGAUAGAGGGAUGAGGAGAAAAGAGGAGAAGGCUAAGGAGCAGUAUGAUAUAGAUGGGUUGGCUGUGGAUGGAUGGAGAGAUGGAGGAGGGAGGUCAGGGGUGGAGAGGGAUAGAGAGACUGAUAUAUUUGGAGGAGUAAAGGAGGAUGAGGGAGAGAAAGAGGAGAGCAGAGAUGUGUUUAGAACCACGUCUUUCACUGACAUGGCGAGAAGGAGGAAGAGAAACAGCGUGUUUGGGGCUAACGUUAGCCUAGCAUCUGACUCCUACUACAGCACUGGCAAUACCAACACCUCUAACAAUGUUAACUUCGAGACUUUCAAAUAUUCCCCUGUGCUCUCGGAAACCCCUCCCCCUCCUCCCCCGCGUCCCUUACCCCCUGUCCCCCCUACCCUGCCCCCCCUCAAAGUUUGCACCCUUCUCGCCAACUCUUUACGCCCUGAGCGAUUUGAUUGGCUCAUGGCUUUCUCCCCCGAUGGUGAAACCCUGACCCUGCCCCCGCCCUUGGAAGUUAGAAAAUCUAAUGAGGAAACCCUGAAGAAAUCUACUUCCGGGUCAACGUCAGGGUCGAGUUCAAAAGUCAUGACCUUCAAGGAACUGCGUAACCGUAGCAAACACAGCUCCCCGGCCUACCAACUAAUAACUGAACCGGAUCCUGAUCCCACAGUCAUAACCCCUGACCCUGACUUCCUCUACAACCUCAAGUGGAGGAGGGAAAAGACGGACAGCGACGGAAUCCAAUGGGAGUACACCUCCCAGGCCCAGGCCACCUUCCUGCAACCACCUCCCCUCACCUCAUUGGCUGCUUUUAGGGAAAUGUUCCAGAAAGCAGAAGAUACGAUUGGACAACCCGAGUUAUGUCCCUCGCAGCGGAUUGGCUGCUCAGCCAGUGAAGGGAACCUGUGGAGGAUGGAUGGACAGAGAAAAGAGGAGGGAGAAAAGAGGAAAGAAGAGGUAGAGGAAGAAGAGGUGGAGGUGAGAGGAACAGCUGAUGGAGGAAGAACCUGGGAGUCAAGAACUACAGCGGUUUGUAGCGUCUCAUUUGCCGGCUCUGUACAGAGAGGCGGGAUUUCCUGGAUGGGCGAUGACGUGAAGGCCCCUCUGAGAGGCCUAGGUCUGUCCUCUCUGUGCCUGCUGGAAAAAAGAGCUCUCGUCAGUGCAGUCAGUGUGGCAGUGGAGGCCAUUUUGGCUCAGUUCAGCUCCUCACGGACCCUGGUGCAGAAGGCUCUAUCAGGAGACAGCAGUGUGAAUCCGUCUCUGGGUCGGCUGGUGCUGCAGUGUUUGUGCCCCGCCCUGCGGAGCCUGCUCUCCGACGGCCUCAAGCCCCACCAGAGUGAUUUGAUCUCGGGCAGGAGGCCAAACUCAGCCUGGGGAUUGGUCCAGGCCUCCACCAGGCCAGGGCCCAGCACUCAGUCCCUGUACAGCCUCCAGGCUAGAAUAGGAGAGCUGCCCCAGCUCCGGCAGAACAAACACAGGUUCAACGCCUUCCUCCUCGGCCUCCUCAACAUCAAGCUUAUGGAUUUCUGGCUGUCCCAUCUCCAGUCAUGCAGUGAUGUGUUGGUGACGUUCUACCAGCCCUCCUCCUUCAUGCGUUUGUCAUUGACUUCCUGCCAGCCUCUGUUUGAGGAGCUCCUCCUCCUGCUGCAGCCCCUCAGUCUCCUGACCCUUAACCUCGACCUGCUCUUCCAGCACCACCACCUGGAUCCAGCCAAUCACAGCCCAGAGAUCCCCAGCCCACCCAAUCAGGACCUGGGGUUCAGGCUCUCGCCCCGGGGGUCCGCUUCCCAAGGCAGGGGCAGCAGCUAUCUUGAGAGCCUAUCAGAGCUGGACUUUGGGAGAGCAGAUCCCGAGGCGACCAAUCAUAAUGUGAGCUCAUCGUCCCUGGCCAACUCAGGUGUGGGAGGGUUGGUGGAGUCACUGAAGCCAGCGAGUCUCAGUGUGGGGCCUGCAAAGGUCUCUGGGGGUCUUGCGGAGACAAGUCCUCAGCUGAUGUGGGUCCAGGAGAAAGAAAUUAGGGAGCUAGCACCUCCUAAUGUUGAGGAGGCCAGUCUCUCCCAACAGGCAGGACAGGUGAUCCAGCAGGGAUGGGGGCUGUGGUACGCUGGGGGGGCAAGCUGGGCCAGAACCUGGCUGAACUCAGCCUCUGAAGUACAGAACCAGGAGGGGACAUCCAGAGACCCCCCAGAGCCCCAGACCAGUACCCAGGCCAGGAGUGACCCUCCUCAGGUCGAUGGAGCAUUGGCGGUCCCCUGGGGUUUGGGACGGCUGUUUGGAGCCUCCAAUAACCCCACGAUACCCACACUUCCAACCAGACGUCCGUCUCAGUGGUUGUCUCCAGGGGUGUCUGUUCUGACCCGGAUGGUGAGCAGCAGUUCCAGCGCUAACCAGAGGAGGGCGCUGGAGCCCCAGCAGGUAGAAGAGGUGUUAGAGAGAGAGAUGGAGGAGACAUGGGACAACCCAAGACCCCUCAGGUCAGUCAGAACACUAUGCGACCACUCUGGCACAGGGGCGGAGCUAAGCUUCCAGAAAGGGGAGGAGUUAGUGGUUUUAGGGGGUGUCGAUCACGACUGGAUUCGCUGUCGUCAGGGAGACCGAGAGGGGCUCGUACCCAUUGGCUACGCCUCACUGAUCCUGUGAUUUCAGACACCUGAUCAGAGUUUUGAUUGUUUGAAUAUAUCUGGGGGAGGGAAAAUGAAGUCAUAAAGCUAUAAUGUAUUUAGGCAACCAUAGAGAGGCUGUGGUGAAGUCACAAUGCUCUCUGAGAAAUAGUUCACCCCCGAAUCUAAGUUCAAAUCACAUGUUUAUAUCUCUAAAGUGGUCCAAAGUCGUAUGUCAGGGUUCCCCAACUGGCGGCCAUUGAUUUUAUAAGGGUUUGGGUUACUUGUUGGACAUAAAAUACUACCAUCAGUAAAUGUUGGAAAUCUGUUCCAAGUUAUUCCCACACAUCAUAGAGAGAGAUGUGAUUGUUUACAAAUCUAAGCAAGAUUUGAAAUUAUUAUAUUUUAGUCAAAUGUUAUAUCUGUUUGGGGUUCUUGCGGUCAAUUUGCAGUCUACAAAUUAUUUGUGAUUAUGUUCCACUGGUGGCUGAAUCUAGUUGAUGAUCUCUGGUCUAAGUGAUUUAGUUCAGUCCUUACUCCGCACCAUCUGUUGUGUAGAUCCCACUAUAUGCACUGGUAGAAAUUUGCAAAACCCAAUCCCUAAAGAACUGUACCAUCUAAUGCCAUCUAAUUAGGGGGAUUUAAGGAAGAUUUAAUUUAGCUCACCAGAUGGUGUGGAAUAUGGACCCAGCACGACUUCAGACCACUUUUGAAGUGUGAAAACUUCAGACAAACACUUAUCUUGGUGUGGACUAUCCCUUUAAAUGUCCUCCAUUCAUCAUCUCUCUUUGGUGACCACUGAUCUGAGAAGGACUGGAUAAAGCUUUGUAGAAUUCUAUUCAUAGAUUGCACCUCGGUCACGUCAUGCCAAGCCGCCAUCGGCGGUGCCCUAAAGUGGUGAUAAGCCCCGUCGUUCUGAGUCUAACUACUGUUUAGUCUAAAUUACAAUAUAGUGCCUGUGGAAAUACGGUGACGUUGCUAAAGUAGUCAAAUAUGUAGGAAACAACUUUCCCAGCAUGAUCAUGUCGUCAAAUGUACUUUAGACAGAUGGCAACGUCAUCAUCUAGCAAAAUUCUGCAAAAAUAGCUAGCAAAGCAAACGUUAGCUCGUUGCAAUCAGGUGGCCUCCCCUCAAUUUAAGCUAGUUAGCUAAUGUUAUACUGCAUCUAAAGACUAUCUGGUGACAUCAAAAUGAUGAUAGAUUUUCCUAAUAAUUAUUUGCCUGUUUUUGAAUGUCAUCCUGGCCACUGAAAUACACUUUAGAUGAAAUCUUCAUCAGUGCUUAUUGAUGAUGCAUUGAGUAGAACGCUCAGUCGGGCAUCAGUCCAAACAAACGUUAAAAACAAUAUUGUGACGAAACAUGCAACCAAUGCAUUCAGCUUAUCCAAACACUUUCAGAUCAGCAGUCACUAUGGGAAGAUUUCUAGCCUGGUAGCCAGGUCGGUUUCUGCUCUAGACCCAGACAUUGCCGCCAGGCUAACCGGUGAAGGGAGCCAUGGUAGAGUAUUGGAGCGUAGCCCCUGCUACGUAACGUAGUACCAUAGUGAAAUGUAGCUGUUUUCUGUGUUCUAUUUGACCUUUCACCCCUAUUGAUCUCUCACCUCUUUCGCUUGGUCUCUGUGUGUUUGACAUGUUCCCACUACAAUUAAUAGUCAGUUUAAAAAGGAUAACUAUUUGACUGUAUAAAUAUACAUACAUAAUAUAUAGGUAUAUGAAUAUAGAUGAAUUUAACCGAGAUAGAUAGAUGGAUAGAUAGAUAACCAAGAGAAAACAGAUAGUCAAACAUGACUAUAGAUAAGUGAUCUGGCCUUUUAUCCCCAACUCACCAGUCACUCUACUCUAUAGUCAUUAUACACACGGACAGCUCCAGUGUUUUUGUCAAUUAUUGGAAUCCAGUGGCUUCAUCUUAGUGUGUGUUGUAUGCAUUGUCAUGACUUCAUAUCCUUCAUAUCGUCAUAACCUGAUGGUCUCCUACCUUUACACUGUAUUUAUUGUAUAAUGAAUGCUUUGAGUGAAUGCAGUGGGGUUGGGCUCAAUAUGGCAGUCAAUUCAGGAAGGAAACUGAAAUCCCAAUUCGAUGAUUGAAAUAGGGGCCUGUAUUUUUAAUGACUUCUUAAUGAAUUGAAAAGGAGAAGCUAUUUAUGUUUUUUAAUUAGCUGAUUUUAAAUUCAAAUCACUUCCUGAAUCGGCAGCCUACAAUUCGAAUUGAGCCCAACCCUUGAAUGCAGAAGAAUAUCUAUCUAUAUGACACAUAUCUAAAGGACAUUCUAGUAUCCAACAGUAUAUAAAUAUAACUGGCAUAGCAAUGCUGUAACUUCAAUCAGUCCACACCUCUUAAACCUCACUAACACAUACUACUCAGUGCUUAUGGAAAUAUCAAUGCUUUGAGACGGACAGAUAAACAGACAGGUAGACAGACAGAUAAACAGACAGAUAAACAUUCUGAGGGACUUGAGACCUGUCUCUUUCUACUCAUCCCAGGGAUGAUCAACUCUAGUCUGGUUACUUUUCCUUUACCUCACAGAUCAAUUGGUAUAUUUGAUUCCCCAGAUGUUUAACUUGACUGGUUACCUGGGCCUUACUAAGUCUGACUACAAGACAAUACUAAAGGCUACUGAGACCAGUAGACAAUGUGUGUUUCCAGGGCCAUAGUUGUAUGUUCCUGACCGAGACUGUCCAAGCUUUCAGAUGAAGCAGUAAGAUACUCCCUGAUGUACUGUAUGUGUAUGAAGGCACCACGACUGUCAAGCCUAUGUGUUUGAGGAAGAGGCUGCCCUUCCCCCAACCGUACCUCAGCUCUCAUACAUAGAUGUAUAUUAGAGUACUACCGAGAUGUAUAUUAGAGUACUACAGAAGUGUCUAAUAGAGAGUACUACAGAUAUGUAUAGAGAUGUACAGUGGGGAGAACAAGUAUUUGACACACUGCCGAUUUUGCAGGUUUUCCUACUUACAAAGCAUGGAGAGGUCUGUCAUUUUUAUCAACUGUGAGAGACAGAAUCUGAAACAAAAAUCCAGAAAAUCACAUUGUAUGAUUUUUAAGUAAUUAAUUUGCAUUUUAUUGCAUGACAUAAGUAUUUGAUACAUCAGAAAAGCAGAACUUAAUAUUUGGUACAGAAACCUUUGUUUGCAAUUACAGAGAUCAUACGUUUCCUGUAGUUCUUGCCCGGGUUUGCACACACUGCAGCAGGGAUUUUGGCUCACUCCUCCAUAUAGACCUUCUCCAGAUCCUUCAGGUUUCGGGGCUGUCGCUGGGCAAUACGGACUUUCAGCUCCCUCCAAAGAUUUUCUAUUGGGUUCAGGUCUGGAGACUGGCUAGGCCACUACAGGACCUUGAGAUGCUUCUUACGGAGCCACUACUUAGUUGCCCUGGCUGUGUGUUUCGGGUUGUUGUCAUACUGGAAGACCCAGCCACGACCCAUCUUCAAUGCUCUUACUGAGUGAAGGAGGUUGUUGGCCAAGAUCUCGCGAUACAUAGCCCCAUCCAUCCUCCCCUCAAUACGGUGCAGUCGUCCUGUCCCCUUUGCAGAAAAGCAUCCCCAAAGAAUGAUGUUUCCACCUCCAUGCUUCACGGUUGGGAUGGUGUUCUUGGGGUUGUACUCAUCCUUCUUCCUCCUCCAAACACGGCGAGUGGAGUUUAGACCAAAAAGCUCUACUUUUGUCUCAUCAGACCACUUGACCUUCUCCCAUUCCUCCUCUGGAUCAUCCAGAUGGUCAUUGGCAAACUUCACACGGGCCUGGACAUGCGCUGGCUUGAGCAGGGGGACCUUGCGUGCGCUGCAGGAUUUUAAUCCAUGACGGAGUAGUGUGUUACUAAUGGUUUUCUUUGAGACUGUGGUCCCAACUCUCUUCAGGUCAUUUACCAGGUCCUGCCGCGUAGUUCUGGGCUGAUCCCUCACCUUCCUCAUGAUCAUUGAUGCACCCCGAAGUGAGAUCUUGCAUGGAGCCCCAGACCGAGGGUGAUUGACCGUCAUCUUGAACUUCUUCCAUUGAACUCUUGAACUUCUAAUAAUUGCGCCAACAGUUGUUGCCUUCUCACCAAGCUGCUUGUCUAUUGUCCUGUAGCCCAUCCCAGCCUUGUGCAGGUCUACAAUUUUAUCCCUGAUGUCCUUACACAACUCUGGUCUUGGCCAUUGUGGAGAGAAUGGAGUCUGUUUGAGUGUGUGGACAGGUGUCUUUUAUACAGGUCACGAGUUCAAACAGGUGCAGUUAAUACAGGUAAUGAGUGGAGAACAGGAGGGCUUCUUAAAGAAAAACUAACAGGUCUGUGAGAGCCGGAAUUCUUACUGGUUGGUAGGUGAUCAAAUACUUAUGUCAUGCAAUAAAAUGCAAAUUAAUUACUUAAAAAUCAUACAAUGUGAUUUUCUUUUUGUUUUAGAUUCUGUCUCUCACAGUUGAAGUGUACCUAUGAUACAAAUUACAGACCUCUACAUGCUUUGUAAGUAGGAAAACCUGCAAAAUCGUUAGUGUCUCCCCACUGUAUGUACCUUAUUCUCCCCACUGUAUGUACCUUGUUCUCCCCACUGUACGUACCUUCCUCCUUUCCCUACCUGUCAUGCUAACCCGUGUAAGGUCAUCAUUUUUAAUACCAUAGUAACGAUAGUGGUAGUAGAAUAACGUUCAAGUAAUCAUGUUUAUUACUAUGUUUCUCUUCUGAUUUGGUUGGUAGUUAUUCUGUAGGCUUGGUAAUGAUGAUGCAUAUGAUGUACUUCUCAAAGGCUUCUGGUUUAAAGGAACUGAUUGUUUGCUGUUUUUGUUGUUUUGUCACUUGCAGGUGACAUGGCACUUCUUGAAGAGUUUAGGUUACUUCAGGAAUUCAAAUUUAAUGGGAAUAUCGCUCUUUUGAUUGGCCAGAAAAAAAUAUAAAAGGUUAACAUGCCAUCAAGCCUCUGUGGUGUAGCACAGGGUUAGUGUCCCUAUGACAACAAUAGAUUGGAAACAUUGUAACUUUGCACUUGCAUUAUACAGGCUACUUUACCAAAUCUUCCAGCAAGUGCAAUGGUAUGGCACCUGCUAGUAUGUCAACAACCUAACUAGCUAAUCCAAAUCGCUGCGUGUCUCAAGACAAUGUGUAGCUCCAAUAGAUAGUUGUUUACCAAACAGUGGAGCCACUGUGUGUCAUGGCCAGUCACACUACACCCCUGGUCUUCUAAAGGCUUUAGCUGGGUCACGGCAGCAAAACAAGCUAGACAACUACUUUCUUCGGCCAGUAAAUUGACAUGAGUCGUUUUAGAGCUAUCUGUAAUGUAUUUUAAUUACAGCUUGUAGUAAAUUAGGCUGUAUGAGGGAGGAGCUAGUUAGUGUCAGCAAGGCCCACCUUUCAAUGUGCCAUGCCUAGAUACAGGUGAAGGGUAAACCUAACUUCAGGAAAUACACAUGGUCUGUGACGGUAACAAUCUCACUAUGUUGACAAGGAUUUUCUCAUUAUUUUUUGUCUUUGAUUUGGGUAUAUUUUCCUUUGUGUGAGAGGAUCCAUGAUAAAUGCAUUGAUUUGUAUGAAAAGCUGUACAUUUAUUGGAUGUGGUGUUUAUUGACCCUGGAGUCCCUGAAAUGUGUGUGUGUGUAUAUAUAUAUAUAUACUGUUGUAUUUGUCCCCUCACGUCUAUCUCUCUAUCUAUCUGGGGUUUUGUGUGUAUCACAGGAGGUUGGUGGCACCUUAAUUGUGGAGGACGGGCUUGUGGUAAUGACUGGAGCGGAAUCAGUGGAAUGGUAUCAAAUACAUUAAACACCUGGUUGAUGCCAUUCAUUUAGCUCCGUUCCAGCCAUUAUUAUGAGCCGCCCUCCCCUCAGCAGCCUCCGUGUGUGUGUGUGUGUGUGUGUGUGUGUGUGUGUGUGUGUGUGUGUGUGUGUGUGUGUGUGUGUGUGUGUGUGUGUGUGUGUGUGUGUGUGUGUGUGAGCGAACGAGCAUGUGUCUGUGUGUGUAGCAGUGGGUUCUGUAUCUCUCUGGUGUGAUGUAGCCUGCCCUGUGCCUCACUGUUCCAUAGUGUACUGUGUCCCUGUAGCGUCAGUCAGUGUCUGACUCCCGCAUGUGCUUGUUUGUAAAUACCCAAUAAAUAAUCAACAUAAACCAAA